UCCUUUUCCUCUCCAUGCUCCCGUGAGCCCGCUGCUUGCUGGUCCUUGCAACCUGCGAAUGGCGCACGUUGUUUGGUCCAGAAACUGGAGGUGUCAAGUUCAAGGCCCGAGCAUUUCUUGCCGCUGCAAGCCUGUAAUUGCACACAGGGUGUUCUUCCAUUUCUGAACCUAAGCCAGUCAGUCAGUAAGACCAAUUCUUGUCCCAAUCCGGACGCAGUUGCUUGCUGUGAAACGCUUCGAUUACCAGAGCUAGCAGUACCAUGCGCUUGCCACUUAUUCUCCACGGCUGCAGUUGCCUGUAGGUACUCGGUGACGGCAAUCUCAGCACCACGUACGUGUGACUUCGUGUUAGCUAGGCUGGGCAGCUGGGCAUUGCCGGCUCGUGAUUCCAUUUUCUCUAGCUGCCUUGCACGAUUACAGACAGGCUUGUUGUUCAGGUGCAGCUAACCCAAACCAGUUUCUGCCGCUUUCAUUGCCCCAUUGUACUAGCUAGUAGCAUUCUAUAUUUUCGAACACAUGCUGCAGACCCAUUCCAAAAGAAAACAAGGCCUUCUAGAAAAACUUGGAAUAGAUUUUAGACCAAGCGCAUCUUUCAUUUGACGUCAAUUAUAAUAGGUGCCCGUAUGUGCUUGCCCCGUCGUCAGUGUCAGCCACCCUACUUUCACCGGUACUAGCACUUGCCCAAGUGUAAUCAGUGGCGGAGCUAGCAAGAGACACAGAGAUAGUUUAUUGGGCUGGUGUUGACGCUAAGUCGACUAUUGGGUUAGUGCUGGACUGAUUAGGUUAAUCAGUGAUCUGGUACUGAGUUGCUAAGUUUCUUGUGUUAGAUGGGCUGGACCCGUGCUGUAGCACCCCAGAAACGGAUGCUGGAUCCGCCACUGAGUGUAGUUCAAAAGAUGGCUCGCAAACGGAGCCGGCCGGCCAUCCGCCAACCGAACCGCGUGCGGCAGAAAUCCUAGCUUCAACUCAACAGAGAAAAAACAAAGUUGCCAACCUGCCAUGCCUUCUUCCCUCUGCCACCGCGGCCGCGGGCGCCUCCUGGUCGUGCUCCUCUUCCUCGCCGCCGCUGCCGCCGCGGCCUCUUCCCGUAGCGAUGGUGCCUACGCCGCCUCCGCGUGCCAGUGGCGGCCGUACCUCUGCGGCACCGUCAACAUCAGCUACCCGUUUUAUCUUUACAACGAGACGGAGGCGCUCCCGGAGCACGACGGCGAGUCGUACUGCGGCUACCCGGGCCUGGCCGUCCUCUGCGACGGCGCUGGCAGGGCCGUGCUGAAGCUCGGCGCUGACAACUACACGGUGUCGCGCAUCGACUACGCGAACCUCACCGUCUCCCUCGCCGACGCUGAUGCUGUCAGCAGCAGCUGCCCCAGCGUGGACCAUAACGUGACCAUCCCGCCGGGCGUCGGGCUGUUCCUCCCCAUCUCAGCCGUCGAAUACCUCUUCUUCUUCAUCGGCUGCUCCUUCGGGCCCAAGCCGCCGGCUGAUGACACUCCCAAACCGCCCAAGCCGCCGUCCAUCAAGCCCAUCACCUGCGGCGGCUUCGACAAACCGGCCGCCAUGACGUUCGUGAUCCCGAGCGCUGACGUGCCUCCCGGCGACUGGCCCCGCGUGUGCCAGGCAGUUUUUCGAGUGCCCGUGCUCAGAGACGCCAUCCCGCCCGACGCACAGGACCCCGGGUGGAGGAGCGACGGGUACGGCAAGGCCCUCCGUGCGGGGUUCCAGUUGGGCUGGGACCGGAGCACCGGCCAGUGCAGCCAGUGCGAGCAGUCCAACGGCAAGUGCGGGUACAGCCGCGCCGGCGUGUUCCUGGGCUGCCUCUGCGCCAACGGCCGCGUGGACGGCAACGGGUGCAGUAAGAAUUCUGACUCCACCGCGUCUUCUUCGCCAGGAUCAAAGAAGAGAACUAGAAUUAUUGCAGGCGUCUUGGCUUCUGCUGCCGGUGCCGUUGCGCUUUCGGCUGCCAUAUUCUUGUUCAUUCGCAAAAGCAAGCAGAAGAAGGUAAUCAACUCAUCUUCGAAGCUCCUCAAGUACAGCGGCUCUGGCGGGACUCCACGUUCCAGGGGUGGCGACAUGGAGUCCGGCAGCAUCCAGGACUUGCAGACACACCUCUUCAGCUACGAGGAGCUUGAGGCGGCGACCGAUUGCUUCAAUGACAGCAGAGAGCUCGGAGAUGGCGGCUUCGGCACUGUCUACAAAGGAUACCUCCAAGACGGGCGCGUGGUGGCGGUGAAGCGGCUGUACAACAACAGCUACCGGCGCGUGGAGCAGUUCAUGAAUGAGGCGGCCAUCCUGUCCGAGCUGCGCCACCCGAACCUGGUCAUGUUCUAUGGCUGCACGUCCAGCCACAGCCGCGAGCUCCUCCUGGUGUACGAGUUCGUCGCCAACGGAACGGUCGCCGACCACCUGCACGGCCACCGUGCCCCCGAGCGCGCCCUCUCGUGGCCGCUCCGCCUCAACAUCGCCGUAGAGUCCGCCGCGGCGCUCACCUACCUCCACGCCAUCGAGCCGCCCGUUGUCCACCGCGACGUCAAGACCACCAACAUCCUCCUCGACGCCGACUUCCACGUCAAGGUCGCCGACUUCGGCCUCUCACGCCUCUUUCCCCUCGACGUCACGCACGUCUCCACCGCUCCCCAGGGCACACCAGGGUAUGUGGAUCCAGAGUACCACCAGUGCUACCAGCUGACGGAUAAGAGUGAUGUUUACAGUUUUGGGGUUGUCCUGGUGGAGCUCAUCUCGUCGAAGCCCGCCGUCGACAUCACCCGACACCGCAACGAGAUCAACCUGGCCGGCAUGGCCAUCAACAAGAUCCAGAAGUGCCAGCUCGAGCAGCUCGUGGACCUCGAGCUCGGCUACGAGACUGACCCGGCCACGAAGAAGAUGAUGACGAUGGUCGCGGAGCUGGCGUUCCGUUGCCUUCAGCAGAACAGCGAGAUGCGACCGCCGAUCAAGGAGGUGCACGAGGUGCUCAAGGGCAUACAGGGUGAGUGCCAGAUGGAGAAGGAUGGGGACAAAGACAGAGACCUCGCCGGGCCCUUCUCCCCCAAAACGGUCCAUGCUCCAUGGGACAGCAGGGCCACCACGCCUAACGCUAGCCAGUGACCAGCAGGGAUUAGAUUAGUGCUUGAGAGCUGAGAGCUAUGGAGAUUUAUUUGUGUUUGUAUCAUUGCUGCAUAGAGAUGUGCUUGUUGUGUGAGGCAUGCCAGAUUACCUAUGGUUUCCAGGCUUUAUAGUUCCUGGCGAUGUAAAUAUAUAUGAGUUUCGUUUGUACUGUCAGAA
Messenger RNA from Phragmites australis (common reed), 3279 nucleotides. RefSeq names its product LEAF RUST 10 DISEASE-RESISTANCE LOCUS RECEPTOR-LIKE PROTEIN KINASE-like 1.2. The transcript is spliced from 5 exons. Gene Ontology annotation, biological process: protein phosphorylation. Gene Ontology annotation, molecular function: protein kinase activity; polysaccharide binding; ATP binding. NCBI's taxonomy places the organism in Eukaryota, Viridiplantae, Streptophyta, Magnoliopsida, Poales, Poaceae. Bases 1000 to 3102 code for a protein of 700 amino acids. The record is from RefSeq and is a predicted model, not a curated record.